Messenger RNA from Pocillopora meandrina, 4853 nucleotides. The record is from the annotation of a GenBank genome assembly. Lineage: Eukaryota; Metazoa; Cnidaria; Anthozoa; Scleractinia; Pocilloporidae.
AGAGCUGUAGAUGUUGAUAUCACAGAUGGGACUCUACCCCCUUUGACUGAACCUCCCAAUGCAACAGCUAUUCUGGACAAAAUGUUUUUCAACUACGACAAAAGACUCAGGCCUAUGUAUGGAGGUAAGAUUGAUUCUCAGGUGAUCCAGAAAUAACUUCUCUCUCUUGAUCAAAGCAGAAGAUCACUCUACUCCAAGAUGCAGCGAGAAAAAAAAAUACAAGAAAUACUCUUCACGACCAAAUGCAUGCAUUUGUUCUGAUCAUAAAGUUCCGACUGAAAGAGGUUCGCUUCUUAUACGCGCACAGCUAAUAUUUGUGCCAUUCAAAGCUUUCCUCGGCGACUGAAGGUGAAAAUAUACAUAUCAUCGAAAAGUGAGAAAGUAUUGACAGUUACAGAUAACUACUUUUACAGAUUUAUGUUAAAGAUGCGAGCUCAGAGAGACUCAGAGAACCUUGUAAUGCCUGUUGUUAUCAUCACUUCUCCCUCAAAAUCAGAAAUUGAUUGUGGGUGGCAAUAUUCCAUACAUUCGUGAGGUCAAAAAAAAAAUAAAAUGUUGGCAAUGAUCGAUGUGAAACGCUUUGAAAAUCGAAUGAAUAGAGGGGGUAAGUUUCUGAAGAAACUGUGGUGUUGCGUAGGUAGGCAAAUAUGUCUAGAUAAUUUGGUUUUAUCAACUGAUUCAUUCGCUCUGACGACAGGCUAACGCUCGAAAUGUCAGCUUUGAAACUCUUUGCGGUGGCCGAUUUACAUCAUCAACUCAGUUGAUAGAACCAAAUGUUUACUUUAAAGAUCGGCUUGUCAAGUCUAUGGCUUUUCUCCUCCCUCUGUUUAAAACUGCUAAAGAUGACACCAUUUUCACUGCUGUUUUUAGGAGAUCCUGUUUACAUCUACGUAUCGCUGGGUUUCCUCUCCAUAAGCCAUGUGACGGAGGAAAAUAUGGUAACUAGAUUGCUUUAGUUACGUAGCUACCACGGACAUCUAUUCAAUGAUUUCAGGGUAUUGUGAAGACUUCAUUACCUGAGCCCCGAGUAAACUACAAUUAAUUACGAGUUAUCCUUCGCGUUAUUCUUUAGUGACAGUAACCGUUAGAAGGAGAUUGGUUAAAAGCAGACUGAAGCAAAUCAACUUUCAUUUAGUCAGUGAGGAGGCUCAAGUGAGGCCGCAAACACCUAGAGGAUCUCACAUCUUUUUAAACGAUGCAAUCACUCGUGAAAGUAUACAGCAAUGCUCGUUGACGAAUUCUUUUUUUGACAACAGGAAUUUAAGGGGGACAUCUACAUGCGCCAGUUCUGGAAGGAUCCACGAUUGGCCUACGGUGACAAGAACUGGACAUUAAUCCUUCAAGGAGAUAUUCUCAAUAAGAUGUGGUUUCCAGAUACGUAUAUCGAGAACGCUAAAAAAACAACCAUCCACGAUGACACAAGAACAGUUAUUGUGUUCGGAGACGGAAACGUGUUUUAUUCCGUAAGGUACAACGUGAGUUGGAAAUCGUUGAAGAGAAUUGGCUUCGCGGAUAAUAACCUUACUUUAAAUAAGGAUGAAAACGGAUGAAUAAGAUGACCAAUGUAUAUCUGUGUUUUUGUUUCAGGGUCACAGUGAAUGCUAUGGGAUUAAUGGAUUUCAAAAACUACCCAAUGGAUGUCCAGCUAUUUUUCUUCAGAGUACUAAGUUGUAAGCAGAAACAGAUAUCUUUCCAUCUUUUAUUGCGCUUAUUGCUCACCAGUGCAUCAGAAAACGUCAGAAAUAAAUAAAUGUUUGAUGAUACUUUCUGAUGAUGACCAUCAGAAAUGUUGACGUAAUCGUAUCGAUGGUGAUUAACAUUAAUGAUGUUAAUAGGACCGAGUGGAGUCCAGUUCGGUCUGUAAUUACUCAAGUGAUUACAAAAUCAAACAACCGCGAAGCAUGAGUCCGAUUUGUCAAUCACGAGUAUGAUUACAGUACGAAUUGGACGACACUAAGUCCUGUUACCCAUUAAUCAUAACCAUUACAAUUUCCAGAAAAAAGUGCAGUUCUUUGAAAAAAUAUAUCCGGUAGAGGCAUUAUCUUAAAUAAAACAUUUCAAUCUCCAUUUUGAAAACCCAAAGUAAGCUUAAUAACAGCAAAAUGUGCCCAUAUUGGCAGUGAAACGUUCAAUUAACAAAUUAGUUUUGUAUCUGAUUGGCAAAUCAACACAACAUCAAAUCCAAACAAAUCAGGUGAAACUAAACAAAAUUUUUGAAAGGAGAUGUUAUUCAGUGAAUGACAGAGGCGAGCUUGGAGAAAAAGAACUCUGAGUUCUCCCGAUAGGGUUCAAACCUACGACCUUCCGAUUAGCACGUCAGAUGCUGUACCACUGAGCUAUAGGGGAAUCAAGACAAGCUGGGCCGUUCAACGAUGUCCAUGAUGACAAACUUCCUGCAUGCUCCUAAGAUAGGAACGUGGAUAUGUAAAGCUUAUGUGCAAUUCACUAUCUUCAUUUACAUCAUCAACAAAAUGCAUAUGCAGUUCUGAAAACCUUUAUACAAAUAAGAUGCAUCGACCGUAUUCAUUAAUUGAUGAAACCUUUUAAAUUUUCUUUUAGACGGUUUUGACAUCACUCAGAUACGAUAUAAAUGGAUUGAUGUGUCGCUUUACAGUACAGACAUGGCAGAAUUCUUCGUCAUGAAUCAAACACUUGCUAGUGACAAGGUUAAAUAUAUGAUAGGCAAGUAUUGUUUUCUUCGUCAAUGGAACAGUUGAUAAUAUCAUAUUUUGACGGCUGCAUCGCUCUCGAAAUGGGUAUAGUCUGAGUCUAGCUUGAUGGUUUCAGCUCAAAUCGCUCAUGUUGUGUUCUUGGUUAAUACACUUCUUCUACCAGCACCACUCUCCAUCCGGACUGAUGGUGUUAAAGUUAGGUUUCCACCAGCGGAUUAUCUGGGAAACCAUGGAUUAGAUAGUUACCUAAAGGGGGAACCUCUCUCCAUUUAAGCUGGAAACUCCCAAAGACUGAAAUGUAUAUUCUAAUAUUUCUUCCUACCAUCCUUAUUUAAUCAAAACUUUGAACUUGAUUCGAUUUUGGAAGCUCAAUUUGAUAACUUAGAGGUUAAUUGCACACAUCAUGCUUCUAAUUAGACUGUACGAAAUGCAAGUUUCCCCGUCAUGCUUGCGGAUGAUAUUAUUCGGAUCGAGGGUUCAUUUUCUCAUGAAAGAAAUCUCAACUGUUCUAAUUGAUGGAUAAAUUAUUCCAAUAAUCAUUUCGUCUCCGAACUUUUGUCAAAAUGAUCAGACUCGUAAUUAACGAAUCGAACUUCCAUUUCGGGGCUGUCUCAGUUUGAUAAUCACUCUCAUUAUCAUAGUCACCUUCACUGCCACUAUACGAAAUGUUACGCAACUCUCCCCUAGAGAGUUUUCUUGAGGGAACGUUUCGUAAUAUUUCAAAGAGAGGCUGAGAAGGAGAGUGGUGAGACCAAAGCCUUCCAUCGUUCCUACUACCGAUUUUAAUUCUGAACAAUUUUGCAGGUUGGUUCGACUAUCUUGACGUCAACUUCCACGUUCGAAGAAGGAUCGGCCAUUACGUCAUACGCAUAUUCUUUCCCUGCAUCCUUUGCACAGUUGUAUCGUGGCUUCCAUUCUGGAUGGAUAGGGGCGAGAUCGGUGAUCGUGGUGCUCUAGGCAUUACAACGCUGCUGACAGAAGUCUUCCUCUUGCAAUACACCAAUGACUCCAUGCCACGAGUCAGCUACGUAAAAGCCGCUGAUCUGUUUUUGAUUGUCUCUUUUGCUUUUACCUUUAUGGCUUUACUGGAAAGCGUAAUCGUAUACAACUACAAAAAGAGAUUUUUCAUAGCGGAAAGCGCUCAAUCAAAAUCGCUGACUGGUGGAAGAACGUUUUUUCGUAAACGUGCUUUCAAAGUUGACGAGGUUAGUUAAAGUGUUUUUGUAAUUUGAAAUAAGUUGUAGGAUUUACUGCCGACCUGUGUUCAUGACACUCCUUGACUCAUCAUUACCAUAUGCCAACAUGAUUUACCAUCUAUAACUAUUUAUUUUAUUCCAAAAGUAUUUGUUUUAUAUAUAUGAUAUUUUUGUUCGCCGCUGUUAUUCCAGUGCGAUAGACUGCUAUUUGAAAUUCAUUUAUUUUCAGGUUCGUAAGGCAGACACUGUCCACAUAAAUGGCUCAUAUAUUAACCCGGCAGUACAUGCUGAGGUGAGAAAAACAUGAUUUAUGAUAUUUGCGCCAAGGUGUCCAUCUGUAUGUCUGUCAUUUACAGGUAUUAUGUUGACCAGUUGUCAUUCACAUAAUGGUCGAACUGUUUCUCUGGUCGUCUGUUAAUCCGUCUGACAUAUAUAAUGCAUCUGUACACGUCCUUACACUCUAACGAGGGGGCUAACUCUCGGAAUCCCAUAUUUAGAAACUCUUUAGUUGGCCGGUUCACAUUAUCAACUUAAUUCAUAAAGCCAAACUAUCUUGUCUGUCCAUCUGUUCGUUAUUGUAUUCUGUUUCCGCGCUUAAUGCACAGGGAUGUCUGAUUAUCUUUCGACCAUUCGUCUCUUAACGACGAUGGUACAAUGAAAUGCCGUUACACAGUUGUGCAAUGAAGUAUAGAAAGUCACUCUUUAGUCGUUACUUAUUUUCAAUUUAUAGCAAGAAGACCUAGCAAGUCCAUUACCCGAACUUCAAGAAACUAAAGCCCCUUGGAAAGAACCAGAGGAUGAAAAGCAGAAUUUUCCCAAAUGUUCCGUGCUGUCAAAAUCAAAAAUCUACAGCUACUUCACCUGCGUCAAGAGUAAUUUUACAAAGAACGAUCUUAGUUUUUUCAUCGAGAUGUCCUCCCGUAUUUUGUUUCCCCUCAUGUAUAUCGGAUUUAUCGCCUUUUUCUUCGGAAAAUAUGGAAUAUAA